Messenger RNA from Diabrotica virgifera virgifera (western corn rootworm), 2028 nucleotides. RefSeq lists its product as uncharacterized. Gene Ontology annotation, molecular function: nucleic acid binding; zinc ion binding. The record is from RefSeq and is a predicted model, not a curated record. NCBI's taxonomy places the organism in Eukaryota, Metazoa, Arthropoda, Insecta, Coleoptera, Chrysomelidae. The transcript has 2 exons. Bases 277 to 2028 code for a protein of 583 amino acids.
AUAACUUAAAGUAGUAGUUGAAGUUAUUUUUUUUUUGUUUUUUGUAAGCUCGCAUAACUUAAAGUAGUAGUUGAAGUUAUUUUUUUUUGUUUUUUGUAACAUUGGGUAAGGGUUGCGUGUUGCCAUUUCACGCAAAAAUAUUUAAGAAUAGGAUACUAUAAUAUAUUGUUGAGAUUUUUUUUUGUCUUUACUUUAUACUUCAUCUCUUAUUUUAUCAUAUUUUUUUAUCUCUAACCGAGAUAGGGUUUUAUUUUAUUCUUUUUCGGUUUACUUAAUAUGGAGGUUAAUAGACUUUUGGGUGAUGAACUCAGUUAUGAGUUAUCAAUAAGAAGUUUACCAAUUGAUGCAAAUGUACACACGAAAAGGGCUACGUUGAGAGAAGCUCUUAAAGCAGAAAGAGAGGGACAAAGAGAUUCUCCUAAGGUGGUUAAUAUAGACCCAUCUUUUGAGUUUUCGUUGUGCUCAGGGAAACUUAGCGAUCUGGAAGAAGGUAUAGAACAUUUUAAUGAAGAGAACAGAACUAAUGAAUUUAAAAGAAUUAGUUCCCGUCUAACACAUGUUAAACUUAGACUUAACAGACUUCAAUGCAACGAAAAACAGGAAGCUCAAAGGAAUCAACUAUUAGAUUGGCACAAACGGUUACUAUUAGAAGUCAACAGGAUUUAUGAGAGCUUUGGGAAAGAUAAUCAAGUAGAGCACAUCUCACUUUUGGAUACUUCAGUUCCAUUAUUGCCUGAAAUUGUUCAUUCCGGGUCUCAUGAAUGUGGUUUGGUAAACUCAGAAUCAUUAGCUGAAGAGCAUCCUAUUGAAGCUGCGCUGUUUGGAGCUACUAACAGUUCACCAACUGCAGGCAAUAGAGUUUCAUUCUUAAGGCAGGUUUUUGAAGAAAAUCAACAUGAUAGCACGAUACAACCACAAGUACAUUCUCAAAGAUGUUCUAGUUCUCUGAGGGUUUCAAGCAGAAUAUCAGAUGGGAAUCAAGAGUAUAUGUCCAGUGCUAUAAAUAGACCACUUAAUUCAAGUAGAGAAAUGAAUUCUUCUGAAAAUCACACUAGGCAUACGGAACCACAAACUGAUACAAGAUUAUCAAGGCACAAUUUUAAUAAUGGAAGUAGUGCAACAGUACCUACAAGGGAGAUUGAUAAUACUUUAGCUCGACAUUUUAAUCUGGAAACACCUUCAUCUAACUUCAACAGUAAAAUCAUGGAUUCGCUAGAUUUCUUAAAGCAUGAUGUUCAGAACGUUGAUAUAAGUAGAUGGAGAUUACAAUAUGAUGGAAUCUCGAGCGUUACUAGUUUUCUAGAAAGAGUGGAGGAACUCAGAGUUUCAAGAGGAGUAUCUAAAGAGAGACUACUUCGUUCGGCUCCAGAACUUUUUACCAAAGACGCCUUACUCUGGUACAGAAUGGGAAAUUUUACAUCGUGGGAUAAUCUGGUCCAGGAACUUAGGUCUGCUUUCCAGCCCCAUGACUAUGAGAAUUCCUUAUGGGAGGAAAUCCGAAGAAGAACACAGGGCUCACAGGAACGAGUUAUAAACUAUAUUUCAGUCAUGGAAAAUCUAUUCAAGAAACUAUUGAUCCCCCCUAACGAAGAAGAAAGACUGAAUAUCAUUCGUAGGAAUAUGCUUCCUUAUAUUCAGCAGGGCUUGGCUUUAACAAAAAUUAGCAACAUCAGUGAUCUUUGUUCAUUAGCCAAGGCUAUGGAAGCAAUGGAAACAAGGAUUCGACAAUUUUGCCCUCCUCCUUCAAGCACCAGACUUUUGGUAGAACCUGAAUUAGCUUAUAGAAAGCCGUCAACUCCUAUUUUUACGAGUCCGGUUACAACACCUGUGUUUACAGAAGAAGUUGCAAAUAGCGAUAAAUCUGAACAUUUGAAUAAGGGUACAUGCUUUAAUUGUGGAUCUGAGGGACACAAGUUUAAAAAUUGUAACCAGCCUAAGAAGUUCUUCUGUUAUAAAUGUGGAUGCAACAAUGUGACAACGAAAAACUGUCCCAGAUGUUCAAAAAACGCAGCUUCUCUCCCUCGGUAA